AUGCGAAAGCGUGGCGCUGGCGUAUCUCAAAUAAGAAGGCAACAACGUGCCAAUGAUCAAUAUCGUGAGAUCGGAAACAAUUUUGCGGAUCGACAAAUGGAACAGAUGAAAUCUCAGUUGCAAGUCUUUAAAUCAAAUUUAGUGGAAUUCUCUCGUAAAUACCGUAAGAGCAUUCGUAAGGAUCCCGUGUUCAGACAACAUUUUCAGACGAUGUGCAGUACAAUUGGCAGAAAAUUGAUUACAGCAAAUAAGGGCUUCUGGUCUGAACUCUUGGGGGUUGGAGAUUUUUACUAUGAACUUGGUAUACAAAUCAUUGGUGUAUGUUUAUCUACGAGAGGUAGAAAUGGUGGAUUAGUUGAAUUGGGAGAAUUAAAGCGUCAGUUGACUAAAAUGCGAAGUGGAGGUAGUUCUGCACAAGAAAUUAGUGACGAUGACAUCAUACGUUCUAUAAAAACACUCAAGCCAUUGGGUAAUGGAUUUGAAAUAUUACCAAUUGGUGAUCGUAAAAUGGUUAGAUCUGUACCCCGUGAACUGAAUAAAGAUCAAACGGACAUAUUGGUCUUGGCUCAAGAACGAGGUUAUGUUACAAAAGAGUUGUUAAGUGCUGAAUUUGGUUGGGGAAAUGAACGUAUCAAUGAUGCAAUUGACACAUUGCUUGUUGAUGGCCUUUGCUGGAUUGACGAACAAGUACAUCCGCCGGAAUAUUGGGUGCCUAGUUUCUUCAAAGGCGUAGAUGAUUAA
This is a messenger RNA of Rhizophagus irregularis DAOM 181602=DAOM 197198, 741 nucleotides long. The record is from RefSeq and is a predicted model, not a curated record. Lineage: Eukaryota; Fungi; Glomeromycota; Glomeromycetes; Glomerales; Glomeraceae.